UAGGGGAACAUUGUAUUGUUCUUUGUGCGUGGUACUUGGCGGUUUGACAUUCUUGUGUGGAUUUAUAUUUGACGCCAAAUAUAUUCGCUUACAACAUUUGUACCUCACGAUCAACUAGAAGGAUGCUUGAAUGGAUAUUCGGAUACAUAAUCUGUUGGUUGCAGUAUGAUUUGUUCGUGUAAACAAGAAAAUUAUAUUCGAAGGAUUUGCACUCUAAUUCCAAACUAAUUUUCGAACAGUCCACAAAUAUUAACAACUGUACCGGUGGUGAAUUUGCAUUGAAGGCAGCUAUGGAAUCUAAACGUACAAAUCCACCAUCUGGACCAUCGAGUUCAGGCGGGAGGUUCCUCCAGGGUGUGUGGAUGAGCAAAUGCGAGGGUGGACGUAUUGAACGUCUAACAAAGUGGUCUGAAGGACAGAAGGAGCAGAGGCUAGGAAGUCUCGACAAACAGGAACACAGCAGAAUGGUUAAGAUGAACUUGAUGAAGCUGGAAGUGCGCGAUGAACUCACAGCCUUGAGGAAGAGUAGACGGACACCCACAUUGGUCCCAACGUCUCCUACACACGAGACAGCGCCUCCUAACAUUCACAGGCAGCAGGGUAGAAUUCGAGAAACGUCUAAAAGUUCUUCGCGUAAUCGUGGAAGGAGUCAGGAGGUUGAUGGUCCAAAUCCGGGAAAGAAACAUCUUCAUGUUGCCAAACAAUUAGAUGGGUAUCUGUCUCCCAAGGUUGAGAUGGGUUCUCGUAGUCCGGGUCAGAGUAUGAAGGGCGAGACCGGUGACUGUGUUGUAAAGUCAGGGGGUAUACUGCCAGGCACACAGUUACCCAAACCUUCUCUAGCUGCUAAACCAGAUGGACACGAGGGCGAAUCUCACAACGGUUAUGAAAAUGACGUUCGUUGUUCGGGGAAUGACAUUAAUGGCAUUCAACGUGAUCCACUAUCACCUCUUUCGUCAAAGGAUUCUGGACCAAAUGCAGAGCCGACUUCUAAAUUUGUCAGGAAAAUGGGUAGAGUGGAACUAGACAAAGAGACUGUGAAGCGUCUGAUGGCAAAGAGCGGACAGGACGGACUGCUAUGAUUGUCAUGGUCAUAGCAAAACCAGUAGACUGACACGCUACUGAGGGGAGACAGUUAGGGUCACUUUCAGGAACACUUUCAUUUCUACGUUCGAAUGUGUAUAUGUAUAUUUCAUGUUGUUACAUCCUAUAUCAUGACAGUGUUGAAAGUGUUGUCUCCCGUUAACCAUGCAGGAUCCGUACAGUAUCAACCCUCUGGGAAAGAAAUGUGGAUCUAGUCGGACGACGGAAACAUCAUUUUUCACCUAUCACAUUUCAACAAGUAUUCUCAAAGAGCAUGUGUUAGCACGGUAUCCCUUCCCUGUACAUCAACUGGUCCGGAUUACUGAGGUUCUAGGUCGAGCAUGAAUCUCUAGUCCACACCAUACUCAAUGUCCCGUCUUCGAACACACGGUGUAGCUGAACUUCUUAUAACUAGCAUGGCAUUUUUAUAACUACCAUUACGUCUACGUCUAUAUAUAUCAUAAAUAUUACGACAGUGCCAACAGCAUCUAGAGGCCGCGACCCAUAAUUUCAUAUAUCCUUGUGACGAAAAACGGGUACUUGUCGAAUAAACAUGUAGUCAAA
Molecule: messenger RNA, 1644 nt
Organism: Haliotis rubra (blacklip abalone)
Lineage: Eukaryota; Metazoa; Mollusca; Gastropoda; Lepetellida; Haliotidae
Exons: 2
Coding region: 291-1079 (262 amino acids)
Source: RefSeq, a predicted model, not a curated record